AUGCCAUAAUUUAAUUUAUUAAUAUUCAUAUAAUUUAUUAGCUGUAAAACAAACAGCAUUUUAAUUAAUUAAGUAGAAAUGUAAUAAAAAUUAUCUUAAAACUAAGAAUUAGAUUCUUUAAAAUCACAGUUAUUCUUUCUUUAAGAAAACCAACCUGAUGAUUAGACAUCUUAUGAGUUGUUGAUUACAAAUAUAAGCUAUAAAAUUUAAAAAAUAUCAGAUAAAAUUAAAUAGGAUUUCGAAGAAAUAGAUGAGAAAAGGGAUUUUUAGAAAACAUAGGAUUAACUGCCCUCUAUUUAGAAGUAAUAAUAGCAUUCUUAAUCUCAGAUAUUAAGAAAUAGCUCUUCAAGUAAAAGUGCAAAUCAUUAGAAUAAAAAUUUGACUGGAAUGCUUAGCUAAGAUAGGAGCCUACAAUUAUAAAAAGAGUUUUGUGGUGAAAAGUUUUAUAAACUUUAAAAAUAGGAUAAAAAAAGAUAUUCUGAGUCAGUAAGUGAUUUGUUAAAAAGCGCUAAAUUAGAAAUGAGCUAAUUAAGCAGAAAGCAAUCAACAAAAGUAUUGUAAGAUUCAAAAUUAAGUGAAACUAUUGAUCACAGUAUGCAGCAUUCUAUAUUAAAAAUGAGGCUAGCAAGAAAUAAUGUUGUCAAAUAAAUUUCUUAGAAGCUUAACAUAGAAGUACCUUUGUCUCUCUAAACUUCAACUAUAAAUCCUAUUUCUAAUUUAUCUAAUGUUGAGAAUUUAUCUUCUAUGCAACAAAAUUAUAAUUAAUACUCUAUGCAAUAAUAAUCUAGUAUUAUCAAUCAAUCAGUUUAGCAACAUAAUAUAAGCUAAAUUAGUAGAAUUGAAAAUUCUAUUAACAAUAAUAGUUCUAUAUUUAUCAACGAGGAUAGUAUAAUAUAGAAUUUUUAAGGUUUCUAAGAGAAUCAAUAAAGUUAAGACCAUUCCUUAUUGUAAAAAAAUAAAAAACCUUUCAAACUGAAAUUGCAUGAACCUAGAAUUCUUCCUAAAGAAUUAAGAGAAAAUCCAUUUGCUUUAAAACCAAUUGUAAAGGAAAAAGAUCUUUAAAUGGGUAUAUAUGAACUAGUUAACAAAGGUCUUAUUCCAAAAGACACUGACAUAGAACCUGCAUUUACUCGAGGAUAAUCAAUAUUUUAAGCAAAAAGGAUGAAAAUAUAGGAAUAAAAAGUGUAAAAGUAUAAUAAAGAUUCUUUCAUCGAAGGAAUUUAGAAAUAUUAAAGAUUAGCCAUGGUUGAUCCUAAUAAUCCCUCAAUAAAUAAAAUUAACAACAUUGAAUUGUAAUAAGAUGCUAAUGAUUUAUUAAAUUUAUCAAAAGAUAAUGAUAUUUUCAUUACAGAUAAUGUCCAAGAUUAAAAAGAAAAAAAUAUUGCUAUGUAAUAGGAAGAAAGUAUAGAAAUUUAAAAUCUACCUAUUAGCAACAAUCAGAGUGUAAUUAAUAAUUUAGAUUAGAAAACUUUUAAUAUUAGCAGCUUUAUUGAAAAUAACUUAAAUUCUAAAUGUGAAGACUCUGUACAAGUUAACUAAUUUUUAAAAGGAAAAAAAUAGAUCAAAAUUCAUAUUAAAAAUGGGAUUUUGAUUGAUAAUGAGCACUUAAAGUACUUAAAAAAUUAGUACUAUGAAAUAUGGGGAAAUAUAGUUCAUAAUCUAUGUAGACUAAAGAAUUAAUGCGUCAAAUUUCGUAUAAAUAGCAUGCUUAUUGAUGGCAACCUUAUAGCUUACCAUUCAAAAGACCUGUUGAAAACUAAAGAUGAUAUUCUUUUGGAGUGUAUAAUGAACAAAGAUAUUAUUGAAAAAAUAAUUCCUAAUAAAUCUAAGCAAGCUCAUGCAGUCAUGAUAAAAGCAUGGGCUGUAACAAAAUUUAUGUAGUUUUAUAAAAUAAUAAAAGCAAAGAAGGAGUUUAAAUAAAAGAAAGAAAAAUCUGAGAAUAGGAAAAAUAAAUUUUAACUUGUUGUUUUUUGGCUCAGAUACUUUAGCAAAAAAAUAUAAAUACAGAAAAUGUUAAAAGAAAAAGAAAAAAAAUAUGAAAAAAUAAUGUCAGAUUUUAAAGAUAAUUGGGGUAAUAUAAAAAAGCAAGAAAGAUACGAAAUACAUAUUUGCAGCUAUUCUUUAGAUGUAUUUUAGAGAAUUACAAUGAUAAAUUUGAAUGAAAGGCAGAAUUCUUAAAUACUCAGAAUUUUUUCCUUAUAAGAUCCAAAUGUGAAUAUAAUAUACGUCGUUCCUGGAAAUCUUUUACAAGAUAUAUAAAAUUAUUUACAAAAGUUAUUUCAAAUUAAUCAUAAAGAAGAGUAUUUGAAAAGAAUCCAUUUUAUAAUCCCUGAGAAUAUUGAUAAAUUUCCUUAACACUUUUCUUUAUCUAAAAUCCUUUAUUAUUCGCCUAUUAGUUUAAAAUACAUAAAAGAAUAAAUAAAGGGUAAAAUUGCUUAUAUAGUUCCAAGCAUACCUAAUAUAGAAGAUAAAAGUAUAGGCCUUUAUUUAGAAAUACCUUUAUUAUGUGGGAAUAUUGAGAAUGUUUGCAAACUGAAUAGAAGAGAUUAUGGAAGAAUGCUCUUAAAGGAAUUAGAUAUCCCUCUCACUCAUGGAGAAGAAUUUAUAUUUUCAGAAGGCGAGCUCAUAAAUAAAUUAACGUUAAUGAUAAUAAAAGAUGUAAAUAUCACUACUUAUUUUGUUAAAUUAAACAAUGAAAUUAAUGGUAGAGGUAUAGCUCAGAUCUAAUUAGAAAAUGUCAAGUAUUUCCGUAAACUUAGAAAUAGUAUAAAUUAUCAAUUUACAGAAAAAAGAAUUAUGAAAAUCAGAAAAAUCAUAGAAGAAAUACUACCUUUAAAGCUAGUUCCGUGUAUGGAUUCUUUGUUUAAUAACUACUAUGAGUUUUUAAAUAGAAUUAUUGAUACAGGUUGCAUAAUUGAAGCUGUAACAAAUUAAAAUAUCAUAGGUUCAAGCUAAAUAACUUUGAAAAUAGAACCUAAUGGUGAUAUUUAAUACGUGGCUUCAUUUGAUAAAAUACUCAUACAUGAUGUAAUUACUUGUGGUGUUACCUUUCCAUAAAAGAAUCUAAUAAAUUUAGAUGUUAAUAAAUUAUGUAGGACUAUUGGAGAAAAAGUAUAUAGUCGUGAUGUUUGGGGAUUUGUGAAAAUUGAUUUUAUUACUUUCGCAGAAAGUGAAAAAGAAAAAAAAACUGGUCUAAGAACUUAAUUAUUUUAAAUUAUAGGAAUUGAUUGUAUGCUAGAUUGUAAUACAACAUCUUAUUUCCUUUUUAAUUUUCUUUAAGAGGGCUAAUCGUUAAUUAACAAUACUCAAUUCUCUUAAAAUAAAUAAAUUGAAGAUCCUAAAAAUUUAUCUCCAAACUCUAAAUUUUAUGAAUCAAAUAAAAAGUAAAAUCUACAACCUGCAAAUAAAAAUAUGCUAUAAUCUGACGGAGAUUUUGAUAGGGAUAGUAAUUAAAUACUAUCUAAUUAACCUUUACAAAUUCCAUAAUAUCAUCUUAAAGAAAAGUGUUACACCUACAUUCCAAUGGUUUUUAACUAAGGACUCAGUAAAUUUAAUCCAAAAUAAUUCUUCUAAUUGUGUAAAAAUCAGUAAAUUGCUUUCGAUAUUUAGAGCAUGAAUGGCACAAUAUUUAUUUUACCAGGCUCUCUGUAGAGUGGUAUGAUUAACAUCUUUUGCAUAGGAAAUGACUUAAAACUUAGUGUAAGCAAUAUGGUUGAAAGUUUACACUUUGUAGCUAACAAAUUUGGAGAUUAAAUAAAAAUUCAUUUUGAUAAAAAAAAAAAUAGAUAAGAUAGUUAUUACUUAGUAGAUGUUUUAGGUAGAGUAAGAGAAUUAAACAAAAUUCUGUAGCAUACUCAUUGA
Molecule: messenger RNA, 3861 nt
Organism: Tetrahymena thermophila SB210
Lineage: Eukaryota; Ciliophora; Oligohymenophorea; Hymenostomatida; Tetrahymenidae
Product: IQ calmodulin-binding motif protein
Exons: 13
Source: RefSeq, a predicted model, not a curated record